This is a messenger RNA of Aureobasidium subglaciale EXF-2481, 1914 nucleotides long. RefSeq lists its product as uncharacterized. The record is from RefSeq and is a predicted model, not a curated record. Bases 1 to 1914 code for a protein of 637 amino acids. Lineage: Eukaryota; Fungi; Ascomycota; Dothideomycetes; Dothideales; Saccotheciaceae. The transcript has a single exon.
AUGUGUUAUCAUCGAUACACCUCACAUGUUUGUGGUCACAAGAGUGCCUCCAUCGGCAGAUGCAAUGUUGACAUAUUAGCUACCGCAGUGCCAUUCUGUGAUCGGUACCACAUCCAGAAGACUGCCUCAUUCGAGCUGUGUGGCGGCGAUUACUGCAAAGAGGAUGAAGUCACUGCCGAUUGGGCAGAGAAUGGUGCGAGCUUGCUCAUAGCAUGCGAGGACGAUCUUCUGGAUCUCGAGAAUCGCUUGGACCCUCUCAAGCGAAAUCUUGAAGUUCUCGAGGAUUAUAAGAAAGCCUGGGGCACUUUGGCACCAGAUGUCAGAAAGAGGGCUCUUAGUAUGCACGAAGACUAUGAGGCACUAAGACGAACUUUCGCUGACAAGGGGGCCCGGCGUCAACGCAUUCUGGACGGUAUCAGCCAGACAAAGGAAAAGCAACAAGCUGCGAUUGAUCGUACUGCCACGAUGAUCAAGCAAGCCCGGGCUAUCUAUGCAGCAAAGAUGCGUAGAGUGCAGCAAUUCGUCAACACACAGACACAGCAGUCUCCCUUGUUGGCCUCGCCACAAGCCAACUCGAAAUCCAAGGAGGCCUUUGUGAGAGGCAUGCUCAAGCGUGCGGACUCGGGCAUCUGGGAACAUGGUGACAACUCUGCCACUCCUUGCCGACCUGCUACGAAUGCCAUCCCCUCGGCCCAACCGAGCGCAAGGAGAUCAGAGCUCCUGGCCCAGGAGGUUGGUGGUCCUCCUUCUUUAGCCUCAGCGUUCUCCUUUACAGACCGAGUGACGAUUGUCGAUCCCAGUCCCUCACCACCUAAGAAGAGACGUGGGCGACCUCCAAAGGCCCCCAAAAUCAAACACAUCACACCUGGUCUCGAGGGGACCGGGGGGUCAGCCUUCUACAGUUCCGAAAUUGACUACUUGGGUAGUCCUGCCACAAAUGAGCAAGACUCAGCGCCUAAGCGCCGAUCGGCAAGAGGCACGAAUAAAAAGGAGCAUCCUGCCCAAACCCAACCAUCCUCGGGAACUCGCCGUAGCGGACGUGUCAAGCAGCGAGUCAGUUAUGCUGAGUCACCUACCUCGUCACCUGAAAAAUCUGCGAAAGACGAGUCUGAACUUCAUGUGGAACCUGAAUUCACAAGAGUCUCCAGAGCCGUAAGCAGCAAGAAGAACCCUCGAGAGAAUAAUGGGUAUACUGGUCGUGAGGACGAUGGAGAGGACAAUAUGAGCGUUGAUGACGAAUGGCAAGGCGAGGAAGGAGUGGCAGAGGACGAUAUGGACGCCGAGCCGACUCCUGCUCAAAAUCCAUGUUGGAAAAAAAAACGCACAGCAACAUCUCCUCUCCGCAAUCCACGUCUUGAGAAACGUCAAACUAUGGCAGCCUUUGACGGAUUUAUCCACAAAAAAUCUGAUGAGCACGAUAGAUGGACUUCCGGUCAUGGCAACGGGCAACAGCAGGUACGUGGAACCGACACCAGUUGGGCGUAUAUGGACCCCUCUGAAGCCCAAUCGCUCUCCAAACCCGCUCCUCAGUGGCUCAAGAACCAGACCCCAGCUGCUUCGCUCGACUCAUCCUCUAACAACAUGGCUAUGAUCAAUCGUGCCCAAGAAAGUGCAAGCAGAGGACAUAACGGCCCCUUAACGCCUCACAGUAACAUGGCAAAUGGAAGAAUGUCAAAGAUCCUUCAACACAAAAGCCCAGCUGCAGCCGGAUCUGGCCUCAGCUCCACGGGUGUUGGAUCACAGUACCUCAAUAACGCCCAAAUCUCGCCCAUGCGUCGCUCCGACAUGAUGAACGGCCUGGGUAGAGCAGACUUGGGACUCUCGAUCGUGGAUGUUGAAGAUCACAAUGACUACGAUUUUGAUGUUGGCGUCAUGAGCAGAGCGGUCGCCGAUCUUGAUGCCCAGCAGAACUAG